Messenger RNA from Conger conger (European conger), 4661 nucleotides. It is a transcript of the gene npm1b, whose product is annotated as nucleophosmin 1b. The record is from RefSeq and is a predicted model, not a curated record. Gene Ontology annotation, cellular component: nucleolus; nucleoplasm; cytoplasm. Bases 86 to 985 code for a protein of 299 amino acids. Gene Ontology annotation, biological process: ribosomal small subunit biogenesis; ribosomal large subunit export from nucleus; ribosomal small subunit export from nucleus. The transcript is spliced from 11 exons. Gene Ontology annotation, molecular function: histone binding; chromatin binding; RNA binding. NCBI's taxonomy places the organism in Eukaryota, Metazoa, Chordata, Actinopteri, Anguilliformes, Congridae.
CUGCCAGUUACGACCGACAUAAGUAUUUUUUCCUUUCUCGAAUUUCGCUUUCUAGAAUCAUUGAAAUUAGCAGUAGAAGAACGAUAUGGCGGAAGACUGCAGCCCAGAUUUUAGCAGACCACAGAUGUAUUUAUUUGGCUGUGAACUGAAGCCAGACAAAAAGGAAUACAAAGUCGAAGUGGACGACGAUGAAGCAGAGCACCAGCUCUCACUCAAAGCGGUGUGCUUGGGGGCGGAGGCUGAAGACAAGUUUCACACGGUGGAGAUUGAGGGCAUGACAUACGACGGCAAGAUGUCCAAAGUCCAGUUGGCCGUCCUGAAGCCUUCAGUGCUCCCCUCUAUGAGUUUGGGGGGCUUCGAGAUCACACCGCCCAUCACAUUCCGUCUCAAGUCUGGAUCCGGUCCGGUCUUCAUCAGCGGCCAACAUUUUGUCAGCGUGAAGGAUUCUGAUGAUGAAGAAGAGGACGAGGAGGAAGAAAACAACACAUCGCCCAUGAAGAGGCCAUCAAACUCCUCCUCUGGGAAGGCUCCCUUGCAGAAGAAACUGAAGAUGGUGAAGAUGGACGAAGAGGAGGAGGACGAUGAUGACGACGACGACGAUGAGGAUGACGACGACGAUGAAGAUGAAGAUGACGAUGAUGAGGAAGAUUCUGCGAAAAUUCCAAAAAGCACCCUGAUCAAAUCUCCCAAAAUAAACCCUGGCACCCCAGAGAAGAAGUCUAAAGUCUCCUCCCGGGAGAAUGGCUCACCUGGGAAGGUGGGUGGCCCAACAGGAAAGCCCCAGGCUAAGGUAGCAGGAGGGGGCAAAGACAAGUCUGGGGCUGGUACGUCCCCCCAACCGCUGACAGUGAGUGACUACAGGAACAAACUAAGCACUGCAGUCAAAGAGGGAAAAAGUCUUCCAAAAACGGGGCAGAAGUUUGAAAAUUAUGCCAGAAAUUGCUUAAAGAUCUUGGAUAAAAACCUCAUCACAAGAAACUUGUGAAUGAAAACAGAGAGGUCGAAUGUCCUGUGAAGCGGUGAGUAUUAAAAGAUUGCUGGAUAUUGCCUCUGACACAGGAACGGGAGUGUAUCUGCUAUGUGGUUAUUUACUGGCAUCUGCUCUCUCUGAGAUGUCUCCUGUAGCCUAAUGAUGUGACUGGAAGUAUGCAAACCGUACCAGGCUCUCACUCCACUUCAAGGCCAUUUGCCAGUUGAGAGGGGAAGGCCGGUGCUGUAUAGAGCAUUUUAUGUUGUGCAUAAAUGCGCUCGCUGUUCAAAGUCAGGGGAUGAUGCUGACACUUUUCAACGCAUCCUUGUUUUCAACCUUUCCCUUGCUUUUAAUUGCAUCUGUAUUUAAAUAAAUUUGAGUCAUUAUAAAAAAAAUACAUUUCUGGGACUUCCAGACAAGAGUGAGUGCCUUCAACCUUUAUUCACAGAUAUCAUGACUGUGGUGAAGUGACUUUUCUACCCUUUAAGGUAUUAUAUAGCAAAUAUUUGACUAGUAAUGCUGAUGUAAAGAUCAAUACUGGUAAUUGAAUGCAGAGUUCUAGAAUACUGUCUUCUCUGAAGUCUCUGGAGUUUGCAGAGAAUGGUGCGAAAAAACAAAAAACAUCCAGUGAGCAGCAGUUCUCUGGGCAGAAACGUGUUGUUAAUGAGAGACGUCAGAGGAGAAAGGCCAGGCUGCUCGAAGACUGGUCAAAGCUGACGAAGGUGACAGUAACACAAAUAACCACACAUUACAACAGUGGUAUGCAGAAGAGCAUCUCUGAACAAACAACACAUCAAACCUCUUAAGUGGAUAGGCUACUGCAGCAAAGGUCUAAAACCAAAUACCUAAUAAAGGCCUCACUGAGUAUAUAUUUUCUACUUUGCAUGAAUGACUGAAUUACUGCAGUGUCAUCACGUAGGUGGGGGGGAAACAACUUCGAGAUAAAAGCGCUGGUUUGAGUGCGUUUGCAAGCCAGUUAGCGGAUCCUUUCCAUUGAGGGUUCUGGUCUUCGACAUUCACCAUGUUCUUCUGCCAGUGUGUGGGAAUCCUCUUUGCAUGACUGCUUUGGAACAGGUCUUCUAAUUACUUUCUCCCUGUCCUCUCUUUCAGGUUAUCAAAGAUCUUUGGACCUUUCUACAGACCUUGACAUCUGAGAAGAAGCACUCACGAUAAAAAUAUAAUUUUUAAUCCCAGGUUUAUUAUUAUUUUUUUAAUUCCGUACUUGCAUCCCUCUGUGCUGUGUGUCAUUUGAGUUCCGGAUAUAUGGCCAGGCCGAACGCCUUACCCAUUCUACUUCCACUAUUCUGCUUAGCAUCGUGCUCGGUUAGCGUAAACCGCAAAUGCAGUCCUGAAGUUUACCAGCAAACGGUUUAAACUUAAGGUUAAUUUGUACUAAAAGUACAGUAAUAAUCUCAAAACACAAAAACACCUGAAAGUGUUCUAGGUGGCUCUCAUUUCAGCUCCAAGCCUUGCAAUCCAGUCUAGCGGUUAAGUGUACCAAUUAUCAUGUAGUCCGUCGAGUAAACGAAUCCGCCGAGGCCAUAAAACGCGAUUUAGUUUUGUUGAUGAAGCUGUGAUGAAAAUCACAGAAGCAUGACCAUUUUUGAAAAAAUGAAAGGUAUGUACGCACAUGCCUUCAGAGUUGAAUUCUCUUGUUUGUUCUCUUGGUUUUUUAUUUAAAUCUCAGUGGCCAGUAGCUGGUCGUCAUUUUGCACCGUCUGUGCCGAGGCUUCCGUCCUGCCUGGGGGGCGUUUCUGUACAUUGUAAAUGUAGGGCAAUGCUACUGUAUAUAUUCCUGCAUAAAGGCAGCUUUAGCAUCGGAGUGGGACGAAUGUGGAUAUUUGUCCAAUACCUGAGGCUAUUAUGUGGACAUGGUCCAGUAAUCCUGUGCUGACAGCUGCAAAGGAGGGCAUGUCCACUCAGUUGAGUUGUAAUAUUAUUGCAUCAUUUGAAAGUUCAGUCAGCACAUACUUAAUAGGACAUACACUCACUGAGCACUUUGUUAGGUAGACCUGUACAUCAGCUCGUUAAUACAAAUAUUUAAUCAACCAAUCAUGUGACGGCAACUAAAUAAAAGCAUGCAGACAUGGUCAAGAGGUUUUUCAGACCAAAUGUUAGAAUGGGGAAGAAAUGUGAUUUAGUUGACUUUGUCCAUGUAAUGAUUGUUGGUACUGAUCUCCUGGGAUUUUCAUGCGCAACAGUCGCUAGAGUUUUGCCAAGAAUGAAAAACAGUGUGAAAAACGAAAAACAUGCAUUGAGUAGCAGUUCUGCAGGCAAAAACACCUUGCUAAUGAGGGAGGUCAGAGGAGACAGGAAGUUGACAGUAACACGAUAACCACACAUUACAACAGUGGUAUGCUGAAGAGCAUCUCUGAACACACAGCGUGUCAAAUCUCUUAAGUAGAAGACCAGUAAGUUAAAGAAUUAUAAUUCUAAUUCAUUAUAAUUCAAUUUAUUAAUACCUAAUAAAUUGCUCACUGAGUUCUCCGUUUUAAAAAGUUUAACGAAAAAAAUAGAUUUGGUAUGUGGACACACAUCAAAUGUUUUGGAAAAUGAGCGAAGCAGGUGUUUUCCUUUAAGCCAGUCAAAGAGACCCAUUUUGUUAAUAUAGCAUGAUGCUAAUUGAUUUCUAACUGAAGUCACCGAAAACUCAACAGCCGCAAGCAUGGCAUUUUUUUCCCCCCACCUUUCAUUAUAUCAUGGUUGUAGGAUUUUUUUGGUCAGUUUUUCCUUAGUCCAUUUCCUGUGUCAAAAUUCUGUUCACGUAUUUUGUUUAAACUGGUGUUGCGCACCAUACAGAUAGGCAGAUAGUAGCUCCUAUUUAGUCAUUUUUACUUUCUUAAAGUGAUCAUUUUUAAUUUAACUUUCUUUUGAAAUUAGAAUUUGUCCCUUAAUUUGUGUGACCAUUUGAGGGUAGCCCCAUGAUUUGUGACAAUUUGUUCAACGCAUGCAGAAUGUGAAAUUGCCGUUUGUUUCCAAUGUAGAAAUGAAAUGCAUUUCUCACAGUGGUCCUCACUCUUGGUCCUGGAGAGCCGCAGGGUGUGCUGGAUUUUGUUGUUACUCAGCACUUAAUUGAUCCAUUAAAGCAGUUCAUUACAGUUAACUCUGUAAGAACAAAAACCAGCACACCCUGUGGCUCUCCAGGACCAGGAACGAGGGCCACUGAUUUUGCAUUAAAGACAUUACUUGUGUGCUGCUCUCAUCGUUUAUGCUGUGAACAGCAGAAUGUCUCCAUCCACAGCUCUUUGGAUUUACAUUGCUUUGUUUCUUCAAUGGCUGACAAGCUGUUGGUGAUCCUGAAUGGACCAUCCAUUUUCAGGCCUCUACAGUGAGGAAGGGCUAUAACCGGUCAGCCUGGUUCCAGUUCUGUAAUGGGAAAAGGGCCAUGAUUAUCCAGGAUGUUUUUGAGUUGGAGAGGGGCAUAGCCAGUCUACAGUAGGAGAGGGGCAUUACCGUAACCGGCAGGCCGCACUGUGCAUAGGCGCUAUUGCUCUGGGCCACGUUCUUAACGGGAAAGGUGAAAACUGCCGUCUCGUGCCAUUUUUACGCACACCCAACCGUUUUCAAAGAGCGUUUUCUUUCUUGUGUUCUGAAGUAAUUGGCGGACUGUGAACUUAAAGAACUUGUUUGUUUUUUGUUUUUUUUUCUUUUUUCUUGACUUUUUCUCUAAUUAAAAAAGAAAGUGGUCAAA